Molecule: messenger RNA, 759 nt
Organism: Ctenocephalides felis (cat flea)
Lineage: Eukaryota; Metazoa; Arthropoda; Insecta; Siphonaptera; Pulicidae
Product: protein H2A.6-like
Exons: 2
Coding region: 1-759 (252 amino acids)
Cellular component (GO): nucleosome
Molecular function (GO): DNA binding; protein heterodimerization activity; structural constituent of chromatin
Source: RefSeq, a predicted model, not a curated record
AUGGACGCACAAAACCAGAUGGGAAUUAGAAGGAAGAAACCUAGAAUUUCGAAAUCUCGUCGCGCUGGAUUGGUUUUACCAGUAACAAAAGUACACAGAAAUUUGCGCAAAGGACGUUACGCCAACAUCAUAACCCAUUGCAGUUCCGUUUAUUUGACAUCAGUUUUAGAAUAUUUGUGUGCAGAAGUCAUAGAACUUUCUGGAUAUGAAGCUAAUAAAGCUAAAAGAAAACGACUUUUACCACGUCAUGUACUUUUAGCUAUCAAAAGUGAUCAAGAAUUAAAAAAGCUAUGCAAAAAUGUAAUCUUCGCCGAAGGCGGUGUCUUCCCAAAAGACUAUAAAAAACCGUCAGAAAUUGCGAAUAAAAAUGAGGCUGGAAUUACAGAAACCCAAUCCCGAAUAAAUAUUCCUACUAAUUCUCAAAAUGUAGGUAAAUCCAAAAAGGUGGUUUCAAACAAACCAAAAAUUGUCCAUUUAACCGGAGAACUGAAUGUUGGCUCAUCAACUUCAAGAAUGGGAAUUCAAGAAACAAAUAUUCAAGAAUUGAAUCAGGGGCCAAUUAUUGAAGAUCAAGAUGUGUACGAAGAUGCACAGGAAUUUUUGGAAAAUCGUUAUAAUUAUCUUUUUGGAUAUGACGUUCAAGCAACUUUGGCUCGUAAUGAACAAGAACUUGCAGAAGUCGAUCAUUCAGUAGCCAAUAAUUCGACUAAUGCUGGAGAUACUGACUCUAUAGUUACUGAUCAAAGUAAAAAUUUGUAA